AUGAAGCUGGCAUUGCUCUCCCUUCUCUUCCCCCUCGUCAUGGGAGCCCCCAACAAGCGGGCUUCCCCAUUCGUCUGGUUUGGCUCCAAUGAAUCUGGCGCUGAAUUCGGCCAGAACAACCUCCCCGGUCUCCUGGGCAAAGACUACAUCUGGCCGUCGGCGUCGACCAUUGGAGAGGGAAUGAAUAUCUUCCGCGUUGCUUUCAUGAUGGAGAGGCUGGUGCCGACUACUAUGACGGGGACGGCAGAUGCGACGUACAUGGGAGAUCUGAAGAAGGCAUUCAAGGCAAUCACCGAUCUUGGGGCCUACGCACUGAUUGACCCGCAUAACUUUGGGCGAUACUAUGGCAACAUCAUCACGUCGACGUCGGACUUUGCCGCCUUCUGGACCACCGUGGCUAAGGAGUUCGCGUCAAACGACCACGUCAUCUUCGAUACCAACAACGAAUACCACGACAUGGACCAAACCCUCGUCCUUAACCUCAACCAAGCCGCUGUCAACGCCAUCCGAGCAGCCGGCGCAAUCAACCAAUACGUCUUCGUCGAGGGCAAUUCCUGGAGCGGCGCGUGGACCUGGCCCGCCAUCAACGACAAUCUCAAAACACUAACGGACCCCUCCGACCUCCUCGUCUACGAAAUGCACCAGUACCUCGACAGCGACGGGUCGGGGACGAGCCCGACCUGCGUGAGUAGCACGAUCGGCGCAGAGCGCAUCGCAGCCGCCACCAGCUGGCUGCGUGAGCACAACAAGCGUGGCUUCCUAGGCGAGUUUGCUGGUGGUGCGAAUGACGUGUGCAAGCGCGCUGUGGUCGGUAUGCUGGACUCGCUGGUUGCCAAUGCGGAUGUCUGGAUGGGUGCCGCUUGGUGGGCGGCGGGUCCAUGGUGGGGAGAUUAUAUGUUUAAUUUGGAGCCCCCGACGGGGACUGGUUUCGCUUAUUAUAUGGAUACGUUGAAGGGGUAUGUUGCGGGGGGUACUCCGGGUGGUGGGAGUACGACUACGACGACGACUUCUACAGCGACUCGCACGACUACAGCGACGGCGACGGCGACUGGUGGUGAGGGUGUUGCGCAGCACUGGGAGCAGUGCGGUGGGGGUGGAUGGACGGGUCCGACUGUCUGUGUCAGUCCGUAUAGUUGUGUCCGGUCGACUGAGUGGUAUUCGCAGUGCCUGUGA
Messenger RNA from Aspergillus candidus, 1173 nucleotides. RefSeq names its product putative endoglucanase (gene egl2). Gene Ontology annotation, molecular function: cellulose binding; hydrolase activity, hydrolyzing O-glycosyl compounds. The record is from RefSeq and is a predicted model, not a curated record. Bases 1 to 1173 code for a protein of 390 amino acids. The transcript has 5 exons. Lineage: Eukaryota; Fungi; Ascomycota; Eurotiomycetes; Eurotiales; Aspergillaceae. Gene Ontology annotation, biological process: glucan catabolic process. Gene Ontology annotation, cellular component: extracellular region.